Messenger RNA from Plasmodium vivax (malaria parasite P. vivax), 1718 nucleotides. RefSeq lists its product as hypothetical. NCBI's taxonomy places the organism in Eukaryota, Apicomplexa, Aconoidasida, Haemosporida, Plasmodiidae. The transcript has a single exon. The record is from RefSeq and is a predicted model, not a curated record. Bases 500 to 931 code for a protein of 143 amino acids.
ACGUGGCAAACGUGGCAAACGCGACAAACGUGAUGAACCUGGUAAACAUGGUAAACGUGGUAAACGUGGUAAACGUGGUAAACGUGGUAAACGUGGUAAACGUGGUAAACGUGGUAAACGCGGAGAAACCUGACGAGCUAACGGCACACCCAAGCGCACCUUAAUUUCACGCGCGAACACUCGCCGGGCGGUUGAACGCGGAAGAAGGAGAAGUUCCUCCCCAAUUAAUUUCCUUUCACCUUUGCCUUUCACCUUUGCCUUUCACCUUUGCCUUUCACCUUUGCCUUUCACCUUUGCCUUUCACCUUUGCCUUUCCUUUGCCUUUCCUUUGCCUUUCCUUUGCCUUUCCUUUGCCUUUCCUUUGCCUUUCCUUUGCCUUUACUUUUCCCUUUCCUUUCCACUUUUCUUUCCCCCCCCACGUGUAUUUUAUGCAUCCUGUACGAAGCAACAGAGAAACCCUCCUGACAAAGCUACGAAAGGUUAACCGCCACAAGGAAGUAUGGGCGAGGAUAUCAGCAGCGGUUUCGGUGGCGGCCUCGGCAGUGGCGGUAGCGGCAGUAGUGAUGCUAAUAUAAAAAGGGUAGAGGAAGAAAAAAAAAACCUUAACGGAAACAACUUAAACUUACUCCUAGGAGACCUAAAAAUGAUGACGGCCUACGAAAUGUCCUCCGAGUGGAACGACACCAACAUGAUGAAUGAGUGCUUUAACAACUUCUCCUGGUUUGACUCAAGAGUACUGAAGAAUGUGCAAAAUUAUUUGAGUGCGGAUGAAGUGGAGCGGUCCAAAAUCGAUUACGCGUAUAACUCCCUGUUUCCGAAGCCGGUGGACGUGAAGGACACGAAGAUGAAUAUGAUGUCCCUGUGGAUCAAGUCGCGCAUUCACUACAAUAGCAGCUUUUUCCCGUUGCAGCUGUCCCCCUACGACGCCUGAUCGGGGGGGGAGAGCGGCGGGUCUGUCGUGCCUCCACCACGGCGCGUUAGUGCAGCGUGUUCAUUCACUGUCUUUUAUGGUCCUUCAUUGUGUUAAUUGUGUUUAUUAUUUUAUUUUUUUUAUUUUUUUUUCCCCUUUUAACGCAUUUCGCGCCCGCCCCCUCGUCGGCGCGGUUAACUGGUACUCCUUGCAAGUCGCUCACAGGGGGGAGCCCCCGCGAAGGGGAUACCUCUCCAAGUAAAGAAAGGUUGAGCGGCCAAGUGGAGAAAAGGAAAAAGGAAGUUUUAUUUUUAUUUUAUUUUUCCACCGUCACGCCGCUCAUUCGCAACCGUUGUGGAGUGCUCCCCUUCGUGACGCAAAUGUAAGGGGAGUCACCACCACUAGCACCCCCUGGAGAGACACCAAAUGGUAGGCGCCACUUUUCCAGUUGGGGUUACACCCACCCACCCCCAUAUGUGUGUACGCAGCUGAGCCCUUCACCCACAUGGUGUCUCUCCCCGCCAGGCGCAAACCACUCCUCUCACACCAGAACUUCAUCCAUCUUGCGCCGCAGCUGGUCGACACUUGCGUAGAACUUAUUCAAAACGGAGAGGGGCACAUCCAGGGCCUCCUUUAUGAAGAUAUUCGUUGCCAACUCGUCGUCUUCAGCCCCGUUGAAGCGGCCCACCCCCUGCUCAUCAUGCGGAUUAGCCGCUUCACCUGUGAGGAGGGAAGUGCACACAUGAGUAGGUGGCUCUCUCCACGGGGGGGGGGGGUACAGAUAUAUGUAUACAUAUGUAUACAUAUA